Wallemia mellicola CBS 633.66 is the source of this 1245-nucleotide messenger RNA. Its product is annotated as WD40 repeat-like protein. Gene Ontology annotation, cellular component: nucleus. The transcript has 4 exons. The coding region runs from base 16 to 1230 and encodes 404 amino acids. The record is from RefSeq and is a predicted model, not a curated record. Gene Ontology annotation, molecular function: protein binding. NCBI's taxonomy places the organism in Eukaryota, Fungi, Basidiomycota, Wallemiomycetes, Wallemiales, Wallemiaceae.
GUUACUGUCAUCUCUAUGGCCAGCACUCUGUCAUAUAAUGCGCCAUUCCCUGUAGCAGCAAUGGCAUGGGCUAACACUUCAGGACCACAGCAGUAUUUACAAUCACCUAACGUUCUCCAACGUCCCACGCCUGUCGCACACUCUCCAGAGUCUUCUUUUAGAUUAGCAAUAGGAUCAUUUGUAGAAGACUAUUCUAAUCAAAUACAAGUUAUUGGACUAAACUCUGGUUUACCAUUGACAGACCCAGAUGUACCACCAAUAGGGUACGAUGGUAGCGAUUUUAACGUAUUAGCAUCCACACACCAUGGUUAUCCAGCCACAAAAAUAGCUUGGGAACCAUCUACUAGUAGUCCACAUUCACCACUUAAGCGAUCGAAGUCAGAAUUAAUUGCUUCUAGUUCAGAUGUACUCAAAAUCUGGGAAUAUAAUCAAGAAUCAAAUUUAGAAGCUAAUAGUGGAUUUAUACACACCAAGAAUGGUACAAAUACCCCAGGUAGUCUCAACCUGAUAUCACAAUUAACUCCGAAAACACCAGGAACUGCAGCACCCUUGACUUCAUUCAGUUGGAAUGAAACUAUACCUUCUAGAAUUGUUACUUGUUCAAUAGACACGACGUGUACAGUUUGGGAUUUAGACACCCGUACAGCUAUAACACAAUUGAUUGCUCACGAUAGAGAAGUUUAUGAUGUUCAAUGGCUGCCGCGGUCUUCAGACAUAUUCGUAUCAGUUGGUGCAGACGGAUCACUGAGAGCAUUUGAUCUUAGAAGUCUUGAACAUUCAACGAUUCUUUACGAAACGACACCACCAACGACCUCAAGUGAUAAGAAGAGAAGUAAUUCACCAUUACUUAGGUUAGAGUUUAACCCACACGAUAGUAACUACCUUGCGACAUUUAAGCAUGGCAGUGGAGAGAUUAAUAUAUUAGAUAUGCGCUCACCUGGUGCACCUGUGACAAAUAUCAAGGGACAUAAUGGCAAUAUAAGCUCAAUUAGUUGGAAAUCCGAUGGAAGUUUGUUAGCCACUGGGUCUGACGAUAGAACGGUACAAGUAUGGGAUAUAAAUAAGUCAAAGAGGUCGAAUAAUAGUUCAUCUAAAGCUAAUGUAGUUACGGAAUCGAUCGCUAAUCAUAAGUCAGCCUAUCAAGUACACUCAAUCGAAUGGUCAAAAAGAAAGAAUAGUAAUUGGAUAGCGAUGGCGUCUAAUUACCAGAUAAAAUUGUUAAAAUUGUAAUAAAGAGAUUCUUUU